CCGGGGUUGCUUUACCGCCGGCGACGACCAGACGCCAAUGAGCCCACCGCCCCCUUCCCUCGCCAAAAUGCCCUAGUCGACUCCUCACGCGUCCAAGCCGGCCCCUCCCCGCGCGACAUCCUCUCGGCCCGGACCUCACCGCCGGCCUUGCUGCUUCACUCUUUCGGUUCGCCCAAUCGAAUCGCGGCCCAAGUCCGAUUACUUCAGCGGCCAUGCUCCUCAAGCACCUUGCCACCGCAACCGGCCUCUCCCGCCGCCUGAUCCUCUCAUAUCGCCCUCUCUCAUCGUCUUUUGCUGCUUCACUUGCCUCCGUCGAACUUUCCCCUCCUUUCACCAACUCUGCAGACUCUGAGGAGGAUGGUAUCAUCUCCAUGAAGGGAGUUCGCAUCUCCGGCCGCCCUCUCUACCUCGAUAUGCAGGCCACCACCCCCGUAGAUCCCCGCGUCGUCGACGCCAUGCUCCCCUUCUACCUUUCCAGCUUUGGAAACCCUCAUUCCCGCACCCACCUAUACGGUUGGGAAUCAGAAUCAGACGAGGCCGUCGAAUCCGCCCGCUCGCAGGUCGCAGCUCUCGUCGGCGCCAACCCUAAGGAAAUUUUUUUCACAUCCGGAGCCACCGAGUCCAACAACAUCUCCGUUAAAGGCGUCAUGCACUUCUAUAGAGAAAAGAAACGACACAUCGUUACCACCCAGACAGAGCACAAGUGCGUCCUCGACUCCUGUCGCUACCUACAGCAGGAGGGCUUCGAAGUUUCGUACCUCCCCGUCCGUCCUGACGGCCUCAUCAAUCUUGACCAGCUUGCCUCGGCAAUCCGCCCUGACACUGGACUCGUCUCCGUCAUGGCAGUCAAUAACGAGAUCGGCGUUGUGCAACCACUUGAGGAGAUCGGAAGGAUCUGUAAGGAGAAGGGCGUCCCCUUCCACACCGAUGCUGCUCAAGCUCUAGGUAAGAUCCCUAUCGACGUUGAAAGGAUGGGGAUAGGCCUGAUGUCGCUAAGCGGGCACAAAAUUUAUGGUCCGAAGGGUGUUGGUGCACUUUACCUCCGGCGGCGUCCGAGAAUCCGAGUGGAACCUCAGAUGAAUGGCGGUGGUCAGGAGCGUGGCGUCCGCAGCGGCACUGUGCCUACGCCGCUUGUAGUUGGUUUUGGGAAGGCCUGCGAGAUUGCCAUGAAGGAGAUGGAGUAUGAUGGCCGCAGGAUUGCAGCGUUGCAGGAGAGGCUACUUAAAGGGAUCAGGGAGAAGCUGGAUGGAGUGGUGGUGAAUGGUAGCAUCGAGAAUCGUUAUUCUGGAAAUUUGAACCUUUCUUUUGCUUAUGUUGAAGGUGAAAGCCUGCUUAUGGGACUGAAAGAGGUGGCAGUUUCUAGUGGGAGUGCUUGUACCAGCGCUAGCCUUGAGCCUUCUUAUGUGUUGAGAGCACUUGGAGUAGAUGAGGAUAUGGCUCACACUUCAAUAAGAUUUGGCAUUGGGAGGUUUACAACCGAAGCAGAGAUAGAUCACUCUGUAGAGUUGGUGGUUCGUCAAGUUGAGAAGCUG
Molecule: messenger RNA, 1532 nt
Organism: Phalaenopsis equestris
Lineage: Eukaryota; Viridiplantae; Streptophyta; Magnoliopsida; Asparagales; Orchidaceae
Product: cysteine desulfurase, mitochondrial-like
Exons: 2
Biological process (GO): [2Fe-2S] cluster assembly
Cellular component (GO): mitochondrion; cytosol
Molecular function (GO): pyridoxal phosphate binding; cysteine desulfurase activity
Source: RefSeq, a predicted model, not a curated record